AAUCUCUUGAAAAAGAUGGUACUGGAAAAUCUGAACCCAAUGCACUACAACAUCACCAGCCUAGUACCAAAUGCGAUGCCAGUGGCCACAGUUCCUGUUGUCAUACUCAUGUGUUUUCUGUUUCUGCUAUGGAAUCAUGAAGAAACUUCAUCAAUACCAGGGCCAGGAUACUGCAUGGGCAUUGGUCCCCUCAUUUCACAUGGGAGAUUUCUCUGGAUGGGAGUAGGUAAUGCCUGCAACUACUACAAUAAGACAUAUGGAGAAUUUGUGAGAGUUUGGAUCAGCGGCGAAGAAACAUUUAUAAUUAGCAAACCUUCAGGUGUGUUCCAUGUAAUGAAACACUGGCAUUAUGUUUCUCGAUUUGGGAGCAAACUUGGAUUACAGUGCAUUGGCAUGUAUGAAAAUGGGAUCAUAUUUAAUAACAACCCAGCACACUGGAAAGAAAUUCGACCCUUUUUCACCAAAGCUCUGUCUGGUCCUGGUCUUGUGCGUAUGAUAGCAAUUUGUGUUGAAUCAACAAUUGAUCACCUGGACAAACUACAUGAAGUAACCACUGAAGUAGGAAACAUCAACGCGUUGAAUCUUAUGAGACGGAUCAUGCUUGACACAUCUAACAAACUUUUUCUUGGGAUCCCUUUGGAUGAACAUGCCAUUGUACUUAAGAUUCAAAACUACUUUGAUGCUUGGCAAGCACUUUUAUUAAAACCUGACAUCUUUUUUAAGAUUUCUUGGCUGUGCAAGAAAUAUGAAGAAGCAGCCAAGGAUUUGAAAGGAGCAAUGGAGAUCUUAAUAGAACAGAAACGACAAAAGCUUUCCACUGUUGAAAAGUUGGAUGAACAUAUGGAUUUUGCAUCCCAGUUGAUUUUUGCCCAGAACAGAGGGGAUCUGACUGCUGAGAAUGUGAACCAGUGUGUGCUGGAAAUGAUGAUUGCUGCUCCUGAUACUCUGUCUGUGACUCUCUUCUUCAUGCUAAUGUUGAUUGCAGAGCACCCCACAGUGGAAGAGGAGAUGAUGAGAGAAAUUGAAACUGUUAUGGGUGACAGAGAGAUACAGAGUGAUGACAUGCCAAACUUAAAAAUUGUGGAGAAUUUUAUUUAUGAAAGCAUGAGAUACCAGCCAGUUGUGGACUUGAUUAUGAGAAAAGCUCUACAAGAUGAUGUGAUUGAUGGCUAUCCUGUGAAAAAAGGGACAAACAUUAUUCUCAAUAUUGGACGUAUGCAUAAGUUGGAAUUCUUCCCAAAGCCAAAUGAGUUUUCUCUUGAAAAUUUUGAGAAAAAUGUUCCCUCACGCUAUUUCCAACCAUUUGGAUUUGGCCCUCGGGGCUGCGUAGGAAAGUUUAUUGCCAUGGUAAUGAUGAAAGCAAUUCUGGUGACUCUUCUGAGACGGUGCAGAGUGCAGACAAUGAAAGGAAGAGGCCUUAACAACAUCCAGAAAAAUAAUGACUUAUCCAUGCACCCAGUAGAAAGACAGCCUCUGCUGGAGAUGGUUUUCACACCUAGAAGACACCCAAACAGCAUUCAGGGUAACUAAAAGGGAUCAGCAUAGAAUAAACCAGGUUGGAAGAGACCUUCAAGAUCAUCGCGUCCAACCUAUCAUCCAACCCA
Messenger RNA from Dryobates pubescens (Downy woodpecker), 1604 nucleotides. RefSeq names its product aromatase. Lineage: Eukaryota; Metazoa; Chordata; Aves; Piciformes; Picidae. The transcript is spliced from 9 exons. The coding region runs from base 16 to 1530 and encodes 504 amino acids. The record is from RefSeq and is a predicted model, not a curated record. Gene Ontology annotation, molecular function: heme binding; oxidoreductase activity, acting on paired donors, with incorporation or reduction of molecular oxygen; iron ion binding.